CCGGAAAGAAAGAAAACAAAUGUGGAAUAAUCCGCGUGCACGCUGACGAACAUUUGGUCUCGUGCAGGAAUAUUUAAAAUAUUUUUAUUUUUAAUUUUUCUGGAUUUGGUCCCGCUGCUGCUGCUUCCUGCCGGGGACUUCACGGAGGGAAAAGCACGCGCACACGCACACAUGGAGUUCAAUCCUCGUGCCGCACGGCGCGUGCGUGCGUGCACAUGAACGUGCGUGCGUGUCCAGGUGUAUGUUUCCUGCUCGCAGCGUUUAUUUAUCGCUGUUGUUCUUAAAUUUGCUGUUUCGCCAACGGAGUUUGGCUCCGCUCCGGACACCUUGUUUUUGACCUGUAGGUGUGCGUGCUCAGCAUGUCGCAGCGUGGCUCUCACACCAGGCUCCAUUCAUAAAAUGCUUUAUUUUCAUUUAUGUUGGAGUUUGUUUGUUGUUUUUGGAGGAAAUCUAGAACAACAGUGUGUGCGUGUAAUGGGAGUGUGCGCGUGCACGCCCCGUCCUGCACACGCACGCGGCUAAUCAGUGAAGAUGGAUUUAUUUACUUGAGCACAGAUUGUUUUGGAUUCCACGUAUUUUUAUCGGAUGGCUAUCAAAUCAAAAACAUUAAAACUGAAACAUUAAAACUGUGGAAGAAGAGCAAAAAGACAUGGCGGGCUGAGUGGCGACGACGAGGCAGACGGUCCCAUCUGAGGCACGAACCAGAGGCAGCAUGGUGGAUGCCAGCGCCUCUUACAGGAUGAACCCACUCGUUGCCCCCAACAUCGACCGCAACACUCUGGUGGGAGAAAACUACUGCCCCCACGGAGGAAUCCUCUACCCCGGCCUCCACCCUCUCUCUGCUGAAAAGCCGCAGGAGUCUGGCGCUUCCCUCCCCCUCGGCUACGAUCUUCUGUACAAACCAGGUUUGUUGGAUGGGCAGAAAUCUGCAAAUGGAUACGUUGGACUGUAUAAGAUCCCACCACCAGGGGCGCAGAAAUCCCUGCUUGUUCCUGCUACAGGGGGAGAAGGCCAUGGGUUGGACCGCCGGGUUCAAGCCAAUGACAAGCAGUCGGAGCUCGGCUUGAAUAGUGCCUGGAGACUGCCCUGGAUGAGCCCUUACACUGCUGAUGCAACCAUGUACCCCUUCCUGGACAUGGCGUACAAGGCCUCCUUCCUCACGCAGCCAUCGCCCUUCCUCCACCAGCAGCUGGCGUAUCAAUCAUUGUGUGCCGCGGGAACAGGAAGCAGCGCAGAGGACAGACUUUUCUACCUGCCUCAUUAUGGCCAGAGCCAUAUCUCCUCCCCACUGGGCUCUCUAAUCAGGAUCCCGACAACACCUCCAGCUCCUGCUGUCCUUUCACCCCUGCCCCACUUCCAGGACAAAGACUUACAGGGUCCUCAUCAGGAAAACUCUGCCUUUAGUCCACAGAUCCACCAGGAGCCUCAAGCUGUUCAUCAUACUGAGCAACAACAUGGCGCAAAGUCCAGUCAAACCAUGUCCACCAAGAACAUUAUCAGCAGCAGUAGUGGAGGUAGUUCCUCUAGCACUGCUGACUUAGAGUCAGCCCCAGUUCCCCAUCCUCCAUGCUCAGUUCCCCUUAACAACACCACCCCAGACCUCCAGAAGUCUCUUUACAGAAACACCUCCUCAGCCUCACUGCCCACGUCUCGUCCCUUUUACUUGGGCAGCCUGAGCUCCGAGCAGCGCUCUCCAAUGCACUCAGGAAGCAAAACCAAAGAUGGCAGCUCCAACCGCUCCAGUGCAGAGAAGAGUAUAUCACCUGCAAAGACAUUACUGGACAGACCUGUACCUCAGAAUCCUGCUAAAAACCCCGGGGAGAAACCUUUGGAUCUGUCUGCCAAAGAGUUGGAAGAAUUCUCAAAUAAAUUCUCGUCAAAAUUAGAGGCUCUGGCCAAGUUGGGAUAUUUACCACCAUCUCAUUACGGGCUGCUGACCAGUCGGGAGCAGAACCUUAAGAAGGGUCAACCCCCAACUGUUGGCAAGACUGCAGAUCAUCCUGAAAUGAUUAGCACUGCACCCUCCCCUUGGGUUGUUCCUUCCCCAGCCGCCAGCUCUACGCACCGCAGCAGAAGCUGCCAAAUUAUUAAAAACAAGAGUGUGGACAAUACUUCUCAAAACUCACCUGGCUCAACGACAGUUGAAGUAACCAGUAUUCCCAACCCUGCCUCGGGGGGAAGAUCAUCAUCUCCUUCCCCAAAGUCUAAAGUUGAAAGGUCACGCGUCACCCCGACUGAUUUGGAAAAUCCAAACAGUAAAGGAAACAAGAGCAUACCUCCUGCUAAACCAGAGGCUCAAGAGAGCCAACUUCAUCCACAGCAGCAAACCCGUAUGGGAAACUCCUCUAGUAAAAUCUAUGGCGACUCCUACCUCCCUCCUGGUUUAGGUUACACUAACCGCUACAUCCCGUACUCGGUUGCUGAGAAUAUGUCUUUGCAACGCAUGAACAUACCAGGCAAAGGGGCUGUCUAUACUCACCCUGCCUUGCUUGGCAACAGCAGCUUUUACCCGCCUCGCAUGGCACCAAAACUUACAUAUGGAGUACCUCCAAACCAGGGUGACUUCAUGACAUACCAGAAUACCCGGGGGAUGGCCCCUCCACUCGUCUCCUCCCACCCAGGUUUUGGCCAACAGGAUAAAACCUGGAGUGCAGAACCAUGCAGAAACCAGGAGAGGCUGGACGCUGAAAGCUCCCAGAAGAGGGACAACAAGACUCCUGCAAGAGAUGAAGUAGUUUGUAUUGACCUGGUGCGAUAUGAGGCAGAUGAUGAAUUGUCCACCAACAGGCACAGAGAAGAUUCCUCCAAGAAUGGCAGUAGUGGCUGUAACUACAUCCAAGAUCCUCCAAAAGUCGUUCCUCACAGCCAGGCUGCCGAGCCGAGCCAAGGCUUACUGCCCAAAACUUCCCAACCACAAACUCUUCAUCAAAACUCUUCCUCUCCUGGUGAAGAGAUCCCAGAGGAGUUCCCAGAAACGGAGGAGCCACUUAGUCCCUUUCCAGACAUCCCAGAGGAGCAGACGAUGCGCUGCGCCCGAACUUCUCCGCAGCAAUUUUCUAGAAAGUCUAAAUCUGGAAGUGGUGCUGAGGAUUGUAUUGUCCCAAGUAAUGUUAAUGAAGCUAAGUCCUUAUCCAAUAAAAAUGUCAUCCCUGAGCCAAGCCCUUCCAGAAGCAGUGACGCGUUGGAUCCUUUCAGCAAAGAAAAUGGUUUUAGUGACAGCAACAUCCUGGCAGCAGUCACAAUCCUGAAGAGUCCGGUUAAUGGUGGCACUUCAGACGGCACAGUUUGCAGCAGUAAAGAACCAGUAUGUAGAGAUAUCAGUCCGCAGCUCCCAGCAUGCAGGAGUUUUAAUCCCCGGGUUAUGACCCCCAGUGCCCCACUGGGUGUUAACAUUAGCCCAAGUAGUCCCACAUCCAACAGUGGAGACAGUCCAAACUUUGUCAACAGGAACUUUGUGGGUCCAUGUUGCAGAAAUCUGGCUCUGAGGGCUCCAAUUUAUGAACCCAGACUUUUCAGCGGCCCAACUCGUGCAAAUCGCGACCCUGUGAAUCCAAACUGCAGGAGCGUUAAUCCCAGAUUUACAAACUGUGAAAACCGCGAUGCUGUGCGCCCAGUUUGUGGAAACGGCAACCACAAGGCUCCUGCAUGCAGAGAGGAUUGUUUCAGCGUCACUAAAGACCAGCCAUUUGGAAAUAACCAGACUUGUAGGGUCCCCAGAUUUGGAAACGAUUUUCCUCAAGGCCCAACUUGUCCGCACCUUUCACCUGGAGAGCCGAGCAAUGGAGGCUUUCACUUGCCUGCAGCUUUGACUCCAGAAGACAUGAAAUAUGAUGAGAGGAUAGCGAUGGGAGAUGAGAAGGACGACACUCAGGACGACACGGAUCCCCUGGCAGACGAGGACGACAGCCGGGGCCGGCGCUCCGGCCUCACCAAACGCCUUGAAAACUCAUCCGGCUUUGUGGGCGACCGGUUCAAAUGUGAGACAACGGAGCUUUACGCCGACUCCAGAAAGCUGAGCAGAGAGCAGAAAGCGCUCCAGCGAGCCAUGCUGCGCUUCUCCGAGCUCGAGCUGAAGGAGCAAGAGGGAGGAGAAGAAGAAGAGGACAUGGUGGGGGAGACGGAGGGGGGAGACGGAGGGAGAGAAGAAGAAGAGGAGAAGAAGAGAGAGGGAGCAGGAGGAACCCCCUCUGUAGCCGACGCACCGAGAGGUUUCCCUCCAUCCUGCCCUCACAGCUGCUUCCCCGUCCUCCGAGAGACGGAUGGCGCCUCAGAGGAAGAGAAGAAGAAGAACAAAGAAGAAGAAGGAGGUCUGCAGGAGGAGAAGAAGAAAGAGGAGAGGAGUUUUAUCUCACAACCACAAAGGUUUCUGUCCACAGUCAGAGGCGUGUUCCUGGGACAAGUGUCCACGCCGCCACUCGCAGGUUCCUGUCCCAGCAUGCCGAUAAACCGGAGACGCAUCUUCAACCUGGAGCCGUUUCACCAGAGCAGCAUCAGCAGCGGCCGACUGAAGAGAGGGGGGGAGGACAGGGCAGGGGAGAGGGGGGGAAACCCCAACAAGAAAACCAAGUUCUUUGACGACUCCACCCUGGAGGACGUGAAGAAGUUGAAAGUUUGCAUUGAGCUCAACGGCCUCCGGCUCAACAAGCCCCGCCUCCCCGGGGAGCUCAGCCAAUGGGUGGACGGGAAGUUCAGAGUGGACGCUCCAGCCGUCAGGGCGAGGUCGGAGGUCAACGGAGGCUGGCGUGACCCGACGUUUGUGAGGAGAGAUGACCCAAGAGUUUACCACGUGGCUACGCCCUCCCCCCCCCGGCAGCCUUCCCCCCCAUCCUUCGCCUCCCUCGCCUCCCCCCGCCUGCAGGACAAGCAUCAGAAGCUGAGGGAGAGCCAUAGGGUCUCCAGUCUGCUCCCUCCCUCCCCCUCACCCGAAGACCCCAACAAGCCGCAGGGGAAGCGUCCCUGCAAGACGAAGCACACGGGAGGGGAGGCGGCGAGGGCGGGAGACAGGGCAGGAAGUGGCGACGAGGCUUGUGGAGAGGCGUCCCCGUCCGACCCGGCUCCCUCUGCCCAGCACACGCACGUUGCCCGGCCCCCCCCCCCUGAAGUCCGCCGGCUCAUCGUGAAUAAAAACGCCGGAGAGACGCUGCUGCAGCGCGCCGCACGUCUGGGAUACGAGGAAGUGGUGCUGUACUGUCUGGAGCGGCGGAUCUGCGACGUCAACCACCGAGACAACGCCGGCUACUGCGCCCUACACGAGGCCUGCGCCCGCGGCUGGCCAGGCAUCGUGCGCCACCUGGUGGAGCACGGAGCCGACGUCAACUGCAGCGCCCAGGAUGGAACCAGGCCGCUGCAUGAUGCCGUGGAGAAUGACCACGUGGAGGUGGUGCGCUUCCUGCUGGCGUGCGGCGCAGACCCCACCCUCACCCUGUACUCUGGACGAGGACCAAUCAGCAUGACCCACAGCGCUGCCAUGGAAACCUUCCUGGAGG
Molecule: messenger RNA, 5486 nt
Organism: Cottoperca gobio
Lineage: Eukaryota; Metazoa; Chordata; Actinopteri; Perciformes; Bovichtidae
Product: BCL-6 corepressor-like
Exons: 10
Biological process (GO): negative regulation of transcription by RNA polymerase II
Cellular component (GO): nucleus
Molecular function (GO): transcription corepressor activity; protein binding
Source: RefSeq, a predicted model, not a curated record